Molecule: messenger RNA, 757 nt
Organism: Ipomoea triloba (trilobed morning glory)
Lineage: Eukaryota; Viridiplantae; Streptophyta; Magnoliopsida; Solanales; Convolvulaceae
Product: LOB domain-containing protein 15-like
Exons: 2
Coding region: 122-757 (211 amino acids)
Source: RefSeq, a predicted model, not a curated record
CUACCUAUCAACACAGAUCCAUUCUUCAAUAUGCAUAAAUAAUCGUAUACUGUUUUCUGUACGUGGAGAUCUAAGUUUAAGAUUUAUAGUUUGUUCAGGACGAGAUCAGAGCUUUGAUUGGAUGGAAAUGGUGGAGAAGAAGUUGAAGACGGAGACGGAGGCGUCUCCGUCGCAGAUGGUCACCGGAAGGAGGACGCACGUGUCGUCUGCGCCUCCCAACUGCACGGCGGCGUUGAAUACCGUAACCCCUUGUGCCGCCUGCAAGCUUUUGAGGAGACGAUGUGUGGAAGAAUGCCCUUUUUCUCCUUAUUUUUCCCCUCAUGAGCCCCACAAGUUCGCCGCCGUUCACAAAGUCUUUGGUGCCAGCAAUGUCUCCAAGCUCCUCCUGGAGGUUCCGGUGAGGCAAAGAGCAGACGCGGCCAACAGUUUGGUGUACGAAGCGAACGUGAGGCUGAGAGAUCCGGUGUACGGCUGCAUGGGUGCCAUUUCGGCUUUGCAGCAACAGCUUCAGUUCUUACAGUCUGAGCUUAACUCUGUGAAGGCUCAACUUCUGAGAUACAAGUAUAGACAAGUGGUCACUAUCACAUCCUCCGCUCAAACGCCGCCGCCCGCUUUAAUGAACUCCAUGGCCGUAUCCGUGGCGGAGCCGCCACAAGCUCCUCCCCACUCUUCUCCGCCUUUGUUUACAACCUCUUCUAACAUGGCCAGCUUUAGUACUGUCAUACAAAAUAAUAACAACAUUUCCUUUUUUCAAUGA